AUGUCUGUAACAAAUGCAGUGUAUGCAUCCGUCACUCUGUUACAGCAAGGUGUCAUUGGUGUUAUUGGUGAUAUUUCCAGUUCCUGGACAAGUCUAAGUGCCCUCAUGACUUCCACCUUGGAAAUACCACAAUGCUCCUUCACAGCUAACGCCAUUGCAUUUUCAGACAAGUCACAAUACAAGUACUUUUUUAGAACGAUACCAACACAAGUCAUUAUCGCCGAUGUCAUGCUUAACUUUGCAUCGAAACAAGGAUGGAAUAAGUUGGGUGUCUUGUACACGGAUGAUCCACUUGGUCAACAAUUUUAUCAACGCGCCUUGAUUCAAGCUGGGAGUAUGGAUCUUCAUAUCCUGCAAUAUCAAUCGAUUCCAUCUACACAAACUACCGACGAUUACUUGAACGCUUUAACCAAUAUCACUAACGGUGGCGCACGUAUCAUUAUGGUUGCUGCCACAUCUACACCACAAGUGGAGAUCUUAAUGCAGGCACAAAAGAUGGGCCUCAUCAAUAAAAACUAUGUUUGGCUCAUGAUGGGUGAUACUACCACUGAAUUAUUAAAAAAGAUCUCUCAGCAUAAUGUCAAUUACACUACAGAUCAAAUCAAUUACGAUGCACAAUAUCAGGGUCUUUUCUUUUUCGAUAAUUGGUUGUCCUUAACUGGAUACCCGCCAUUUGAAACUUUUUUAGAUCAAUGGGCAUCAUUAAAUCCAGAAGCGUUAGCGUAUUCAUGCAUGAUGCUGAUGGCCGAAGGAUUUGGAAAAAUCAUCCAUAGCAGUAAAAACAAGACAGAUGAAUUAGAGAAAUUGGCUUCAGGACAACUUGGUGACGAUAUGCUGCCGUCUGCAUUUAAUAUUGGCUACGUGGGACCAGAAGGCCCAAUGAACUAUGACUCGAAUGGAGAUUUAACAUCAGGGUAA
Molecule: messenger RNA, 918 nt
Organism: Mucor mucedo
Lineage: Eukaryota; Fungi; Mucoromycota; Mucoromycetes; Mucorales; Mucoraceae
Product: periplasmic binding protein-like I
Exons: 4
Coding region: 1-918 (305 amino acids)
Biological process (GO): G protein-coupled receptor signaling pathway
Cellular component (GO): membrane; G protein-coupled receptor heterodimeric complex
Molecular function (GO): G protein-coupled GABA receptor activity
Source: RefSeq, a predicted model, not a curated record